Spea bombifrons (plains spadefoot toad) is the source of this 696-nucleotide messenger RNA. RefSeq names its product mitochondrial pyruvate carrier 1 (gene MPC1). Bases 101 to 442 code for a protein of 113 amino acids. NCBI's taxonomy places the organism in Eukaryota, Metazoa, Chordata, Amphibia, Anura, Pelobatidae. Gene Ontology annotation, biological process: pyruvate import into mitochondria. The record is from RefSeq and is a predicted model, not a curated record. The transcript is spliced from 5 exons. Gene Ontology annotation, cellular component: mitochondrial inner membrane.
CAGGAAGUUGCUGCUGAUUUGCUGAUUGCUUUGGGAGUAUACACGAUUCAUUGAGAAUUCAUUCGUCCGUCCUUACUGCAGUUGUGGGUACAUCGGUAACAUGGCAGGGUUACUCGCCCGCAAAGCUGUAGACUAUGUCAAGAGCAAGGAAUUCCGUGAUUAUCUUAUGAGCACGCACUUCUGGGGACCUGUGGCAAACUGGGGCCUUCCCAUUGCGGCUAUCAAUGAUAUGCAAAAGUCUCCAGAGAUCAUCAGCGGUCGUAUGACAUUUGCACUCACCUGCUAUUCGUUGCUUUUUAUGAGAUUUGCUUACAAAGUUCAACCUAGAAACUGGCUUCUCUUUGCAUGCCACUUCACAAAUGAAGGUGCCCAGCUUAUCCAGGGAACACGUUUGAUAAAAUACAAAAUGUCUAAAAAAGAAUCUGCAGAAAAAUUAGUUUAAUGGACUGUCACCCUCUUCUUGCAAUAUUUACUUCGGUUACGAGACCCAUAAUGCGUGGGUUUUUUUAUGUAAUCUUUUAAUCUAGAUUUGUUGAAAGAUAAAUAACUGUGCCAUUCACUUGAGUGCAUGAUUCGGUUGAUCACAGCACACUAGUUUAACAUUACUGUGACAAGAAGAUUUGUGCCUGAAGUUACUUUUAUCAACCGCCCCUGGAACUUUAAGAAAACUAAGAAAAUAAAAUUACUAGAACCUAA